AUGUCUUCGAAUAGCACACCCUAUCCAGACAUCCGCGACGAUGCAGUCGUGCGACCGGGAGGGAGAUUCGCUUACGGCAACUGGCUGCAGCCCAUUAUUAAUGCGAACGACCAGUCUGUCUCAGAAACAGCGGCAGAAAGCCAGCCCAUAGACGCGCCUGCACCAACGCGUCGUGGGCGUGGCAGGCCGCGUAUAACGAAACCACGCAAUGAGACCGCCACUGAGAAACGCCGUGCCCAAGUACGCGAAGCACAACGUACAUACCAGAGGCGCAAAGAGACUACCACAACAAGCGAAAAGCGGCGCGUGGACGAGCUUCUGCAAGUUCUCUCCGACCUGUCUUCGGGUGUCGAAGCUCUACUCCAGGUAUCCUUGGAGGCGGGCGCCAUGCAUCGUGAUGAUAUCGUAUCCAAGCACAUACAAGGAUUGUGGACCUCGUAUGAUACUGUUAUGAACAAUCCAUCCAUCACACCUGAACUGCGACUGCUUCAACUCAAGAACGGCCAACGUGUAGCGAAUCACCGCAGCAACGAGAACUACAUUGUCCCCGCUAGACCGAGUGCCCCAACAACUGAGCAUCCCGAUACGCAAGCGGUGCCGCCAUCUAUGGAAACCUCCACUCCAUUCGAUCCUAGUGACAUGACUUUUGAACUUUUGAGGUUUGAAGAAACGACGGUGAUGCAACCUUUCCAGCGUACGGCUUCUGCUAAUAGAGUGAUGGCGGGUCGAAGUAUUUUCGAUAUCGUGAAGGAGAGGCAAGCAGCUCUAAAGGAGGCAGAUAAGUCGACUUCCGGACCAUAG
Molecule: messenger RNA, 801 nt
Organism: Cucurbitaria berberidis CBS 394.84
Lineage: Eukaryota; Fungi; Ascomycota; Dothideomycetes; Pleosporales; Cucurbitariaceae
Exons: 2
Coding region: 1-801 (266 amino acids)
Source: RefSeq, a predicted model, not a curated record